Molecule: messenger RNA, 10259 nt
Organism: Magallana angulata
Lineage: Eukaryota; Metazoa; Mollusca; Bivalvia; Ostreida; Ostreidae
Product: ciliogenesis and planar polarity effector 1-like
Exons: 42
Coding region: 130-9900 (3256 amino acids)
Source: RefSeq, a predicted model, not a curated record
AAAUUCUAUUAUGGCGGUGGUUUGAAACAAGUAUCAACAAGAAGACGAUGGAUUUAUGUUUUAAUGCACUUGCUUAGAUAUGUCACUUUGAAAGUUUAACACCUUGAAAUGUAGAUCUUUGAAACAAACAUGAAGUUGACAACGGAUGUGUUGGCAUCAGCGAGCAUAAAAAGAAAAAAGCCAUGGCCAAGGAUUAUAUGGGUUGGUGAGGAGUAUGAAAGUCUUCUUCUUUUGGAUGAAGAAAAUCAUCGAAUCAGUGUUUUGUACGUUCCAUCUGGAAAAACCAAGAAGAGAGUUGCCAAAUUAUCUCCUUUAAUACUGCAUACUCUGCAAGUUCAAAGCACAAAAAAUGGUCACUAUUUGAUUGGAAUUCAGAGCAAUGCUGAACUGUUUGUUUGGUUCAAAGAUAAAGAUAUAUUAAAGACCAUUCCUGGACUAGAGGGAGUAGUUGCGUUGGAGAGUUUAAGAACAGAAAAACUGAGCCUCCAUGGAUCCAAUGAUUGUCGGAACAUCCUGCUCACUGUCGGCACGGACCAGAUCUAUGUGUGGGUCAUGCAGACAGGGCAGUCUUUUCUUCAUUCCAAUGUUCCCGAGGUCAAAGGUCAUUGGAACCGAAUCAACGUGCCACAGGACAUUCAGAUGCCCCCCGCUGCAGAGUGCAGAGAGCUUUGUGUUGAAGCUGUGUUCUUCUCACACCAGAGCCUAGGACUUUGCUGCCAGUGUUCCUUCAUGUACAAUAAUGACGUUGAUGUAUGCAUCGUCACGCUGUUAUUACGUUUCACGAGGGCAGACGCAAAUCUUGAUGGAUCCCCUUCAUUCCAUGUUGAAUGGAAUAUCAUCAAGUAUCCAUUCCAGCACAUCAACACACGAUUUCAACCUGUGUCUUCUCGGGGCGCCAUAGUAGCUAAAUACAUCCAGAGUGGCCAGAUUGUCGCAGUUGCCAUGAACCAGAACAGACCAGCUUUAACCUGUCUGCUUUUUGUCUCACCCCUAACAGACACAGUGAUGGUCUCUAGUCUAAAAGGUUGUGGGGUCAAGGACAAAAGGUCACUUAGGGGAAGGAUUUACUGGGUGGCUGACAUGGCCUGGACAGCAGAUGACCUGUUCCUGGUGUGCAUCAUGAAGAGUGGGUCUGUGUGUAUUGUUAGUCGACUGGGAGAACCCUUGAUUCUUAACAUUCACGGACAGGGCUUGAAUCUAGGACCUUCCUACUACCUACCGCUGCAUCCGUUACAGAUUAUAAGCACGGGAGAAGAAGGGAAGGUGUUUUCUGUGGACGGUCGACCGGUGUCACCGAGCUCCACCACCUCCGAGGCCGAUAAGAUGGGCCAAAAGUUCUCUGUCACCACACACCCUGGAUUACCCAUAAUCCUCUUCUCCGAUGGAUUCAUGGUGACAGUGAUCCAGAUAAACGCUGAUGUCACCUGUGUGUCCCUGAUGAGGGAGCUGAUUUUGUUGUCUUCCAAACACAUGCAGAGAAUUAUGGAACAGGAGGACUUGGACCACUCCAUUGUGACAGCCUAUCAUCUCCCAGCUCACUCAGGUGGAAAGCAAGGAAGGAUACCUUUGUCCAAGAAGAGACACUUUCAGUUUGAGGAGCCAGACAGCACCUUGAAUGGUACCCUGGAUAGUGAGGAUAUCAGUUUCCUGGAGCAAGAACAUCGGGGCUUUGACGCCCUCAGCCAUGGCAAGAUCCUUUUUGCUGAGUGUGAUGAUGAUGUGAUUGAUUUAGAUAACACUGCUGGAUUGACAAACCUGGAAGCUAUUUGUAGACAUUUUGAGGUGGCGGAAAACUCUCUGUUCACCUGCUGGAAGUUAGCUGUUUCCUACACUGAUCCGUGGAACACAGAGACUGAUACUACAACCAAAUAUGUCACCCACAAUUUUGUGAAACUUUUUUCCAUUGUUCUUGAUUUUCCGAACAUGGAAGAGAUUUUAACACAGAGGCAUCUUAAGCCGUCAGCAGCUCAAAAUCCGAGGCUGUUCUUCAUUGUCAACACAUUCAAGAAAAUCAUGGAACUUCUACGUUUUGAUAUUAUCAAUCAACAUCUCAUGCCCCGAGCUUUGAAGUUAGUCCAUGAUACAUUAGAACUUGUGCUAAAUAACAGAGAAUUGUAUGCCUCAGAUCCAAGGAUCAAAACUCUUUCAGGUUGCUAUGCCUUACUCAAAUUUGCCGAAUCCAUUUUGAAUCGAGUUUACGUAUGGGUGCCUAAGUCCUCAGCGGCUUACACAGGCUUACCUUUAGAGGUCAGGGGUCAACAGAGACAUGCUUAUGAGCCAGCUAUAUUGAUGAAGGCUCAUCUGUCACCAAGAUCUGUUGCUAGGGAGAUAAUAUACACGGACCCUAGAACUCUGGGUCUGGAUCAACAGUCCCAGCUUCCUGGAAAGAGGUUGUGUGGGGCCUGGAAGCUGCUGUACCAGGGUUUGAUUCAGUUCCAGGCGGCUCUCCAGCACCGCGGUGGAGUCCAGAGAGAGGCAGAACAGCUGCGGAGUCUGAUGUUUGCAGUAGAGCAAAUUAUUCAUCAGAUUGAUGGCAGCACUCCCAGGAAAGCUGCAACCAAAGUACCACAAGGGUGGAAAGAGGAGCAGUUUUAUCAAAGGUGUUUUCAGGGAGAAUAUCAGAUUCUGUGUUGGGAGAAGCUCAGUCUAGAUGGAAUGCACACCAAAGCUGUAGAUGCUUGGAAGAAAGAGAUAGAGCACCUAACAGACAAGGCAGAGGAUGUGGAGAGAAUAAGCCAUAACCUGCAUUCUGUAUUGUACACCUACAUUAUAAAGGAAGGUCUUGGGAAAUGUGUGGACUUUGUGGACUCUCUAAUUGUCCAGGGAAAUGUGUCCUCCUCCAUAUUGGACCACCAGCUGCCAACAAGUGGAGCGGGGGUGGAGAAACCUCCACUAAUGACCAUUGUUUACAAUUCCAUGAGGAUGGAGCCUUAUGGAGGGGAACAUCAGGUGCCCUGUAUCAAGAACAAGGGGGUGAGGCAGCUAGUACAGAGCAUGGCCCGCUUCAUGGCUGCCUACUUCACCAACGAGACUAUGUAUGUCUUUCCUCCCCAUUGUCCUCAGCCCCUGCCCUCCAUCCACUUGGGAAACACUAAUAAAGACAGUAGAAUCAUUCCCCGAUACCAUGAUGACAUUAACAGACAUGUCGCCAAGGAAGGGCUGAGUCGGGUGUGGACCACUGAGCGUACCCUGGAGUACCUGUUACUGAGUGGGUUGGUGUGUGAGGCAGCGUGGUUCGCUGACCAGAUGGGGGACUGGAAAGUCGGAUUCCUGUUAUCUGUGGCCUGUACCCAGCACAGGGGUAUAGCCCCGAGGGUGUAUAAAAAGAAAAAGAAGCCCUUAGAGAUUCCUCAGUCCCUGGAACCUGCUUCUCUUCUGCAGAGAAAGUUAGAAUCCCUUGUCCAUCUGCACAAAAGGGGUGGCCAGAAAGGUGCUGCGCACGAGGAGGCUAAUGAGGGAUUUAUACCAAUAAGUAAUGAAACAAACAUUGUUCAACUGUCAAGAACAAUGGAGGACAUAUUGACAGCGGGCAUUGUGAGCUCUGUGGAGGUGGUUCCUUGGCUUCUAACCACUUUGGUGCACCGCCUAAUGGACACAGUGGCUCAGAUGUCACCACUUGUUCCUCAGGACCUUUAUCUCCCAGCUCCACCUCUUUAUUGUCCCCAGCCCUCGGAUACCAGUGAGUCCAAGAAGUCUAUAGAGGUGGUGCGGGAGGGCAGGCUGAGGUUCCAGGCCUCCUCUCUGAUCCAGCUGAUCCUUGUGGUCCUCAACAGUUCUCACCUCUCUCUACCGGUCACUCGCUGGUAUGUACAGGAGCUCAGUGCCAUCCAGGAGAGAGCCGCACAGUUCAAGUCCACAACUGAAGGGCCAUGCUUGGAAUUGCCUGAAGUCUUGCAACAGUACAGAGAAGUUGAGUCCUCACUACGACCUUUCCAAGAUGUUGAGGCAGUGCAGCAAGUUUGUUUGAGUUUCAGGGACUUCUGCUCACUUCUUUGGCUUCUUCAUGCUCGAGAUAAACUAUCCUAUAACUUACGAAGCCGUGAAAAAUACCUGAAUGAUGUGAAUUACCAGGAUUAUUUACGUGAAAGCUGGGAAUCCAAAGAAGGAGAAAAAUGGAACAGAGAGUGCUUCACCACUCUUCAAUGGGCUGUACAAAUGCUGACCUUCAGUCGGUUUCUGCCAGAUGAGGGAUGCAUUUUCAAAGUCAUUCUCUCACUCUUGUUAGAGUUUCCUCCAUCAGAGGACACAGCUGACAUUUUGGCUGAACACUUUUAUGACCCAGAGGUCCUAGAUGCAGAAGUGCAAGAGAAACUGGAAAAGUUCCUGAAUAAUUGGCAGGCUGUUUUCAUAGAACCAGAGGAUGAUGGGAAGUCAGCAAAACCGGAGCAGGAGGAGGAAGAUGAAAAUGAUGGAAGGAAAUCGGUCACAUUUUUCCAAGCCUCCCCUCGUGGCCAGUCAUUGUCCAUGUAUUUUUCCAAGCAGUGUGAAGCAGUCCUCAAAGUAUUAAAGAAGAAAAGGAAGAUAUUUGGAGCCUAUGAUGAAUUUGUUUUUGACAGCAGUGGUAGGAUGCCUCCAGAAAGUCUGACUUCUAGUUUGGCACCAGAAUCACUAGCGUUUUGUAUUGGUUCCAGACCAUUUGAAACCAAACUUUCAUAUCUGGAGUUUCUGGACACAUUUUGUGCCAUUUCUUUCACUAAGGUGGAAGAUUCAGUGAAGAAAAGCACCUCAAAGCCCUUACCUCUCCUAAUGCCAUUUGCAGAGCACAUCUGCUUGAAGGAGUUUGAUGACUUGGAUAAAGUUAGUAAACCAAGUGAUGCAAAAACAAACUUAGUGGUGAUGUCAUCUCCUGGCAGGAUGAGCCAGAAUUCAGGGUCUACAGAACAAAUCGGCAACUCUCCCUCACAAGCCAAGGGCAACAUGACCAACCUUGCAUCCAAGUUCUACCAGUCGGAGGAAGCACUGUACAAAGGACAACAGGUUGGAGCAGAGAACUUGUGGUCAGUGGAGGCAGAUUUUGGCUCAAGGUAUGCACGCCUGCAGAAGUGUCUGGACUGGUUAGCAGUGUGGUGUAAGAAGCAACAUUCUUUGGGCCUCCACUGGAAGGGGGAACAAGAUUUGGAAUUCCGACCAACCAUAAAAAUUGAUGUGUCGCCGCGGCUGGUGGUAUUGGCACUUUGGCUGCUAGAAAACAAGUAUAGUACAAAGUCUUCAAGUAGGAAUGUGACUCUGAGAGAGAAAAAGGAUAUAGUUGAACGACAUUCUUUAGACAAUUUAGUUACACAAGUAAACUCAGAAGUUACAGAGGCCUUGCAAAAAAAGACCAGGAGACCAAGGAGGAGAGCAGACCGUCCACCAAGCACCAGUUUAGAGCAAGAACCAGAACAAGAGGCCAGUCAGAUGCACUCUGCUUAUGAAGAGUUAUUGAAUGGCAAAGAGGAUAGUAGUUCUUUAGAAGUCAGCUCUCUAGACCAAGAGGCAUUCACUAGAGAGUUCCAAUCUUCAAACACUUUCAAACUUGGAAGCAGGCCUAAUUCCAGGGAAAGGAGUGCAGAUUAUUAUGAUUUUGGAAGACAAAUUGAUGUUGAUAAAUGGUCAUCCAGUAGAAGAGCUCACAGCAGAGGCCAUUCUCCAAAUAGCAGCAGACAGUCCACAUUAAAUGGAAGCAGACGGUCAAGAGAUAGGGAGAGGUCUGAGAGAAUGUCCCCACAGGGCAGGGGUCAGUCUCCUAGUUACAGAGGUCAGUCACCAAGUUACAGAAGUCAAUCUGGUCAUGUUAACCAGCAGCGACAGGGCUCAGAAGUACCAGGGGAUAUAGCUAAUCAAAUCCAAGGUAUCAUCAGAGGAGAACUCAGGAAAAUGAUGGAGGCACAGCACAGAAGCAUGAUGGCAAUGAUGGGAGCAUUAGAAGAACCAGUGGAGGAAGCCAUGACUCCUCACAGACAAGCUAUGCAUCACAGUCCUCCAAGGGUUAAUGACACGAGGAAUACCAUGGUCCUCGAAGAGCUGGAAACAAGUGAGGACAGGAGGAGGUCACGGAGGUCACCCAGGAGGAGGUUUGAUUCUCCUGAGGAGCGAGGACUACGUUCAGAAAGGCAGAUGUCUGAAAGGAGAGGCAGGUCAGGAGAAAGGUUCCAUCAAUAUCAAGAUGACCCUAAUGUUAUUCCUCGAUAUCUGAAAGUAGAAGCAGAGAGGGAUAUUGAUGAUGAACCAUUCAGGUUGCCUCCUAUUCCUAUGCCUGCAUGGGCUGAAGUACCUCAGGGGCCAUUGCGAGAAGAUAAUCAACAAGUUCCACUGCUCCAGCUGGAGAGAGGUCGAGCCCCACCAAUGGAUUACCAUGGACCACAUCAAGUUCCUGAGAGAAAUUUUCCACGUGUUUCUCCUGGUCCGCCCUCACAGCCCCCGCCUUCUUACCAAGAGAGCUUUUUUAUUCCACCUGUAACACAUACUCCUGAGGAACAGAGACAAACACAGAGGGUUGUGCCACAGUCUAUAGAAAUGCCUUUGCUUAAAUUGGUUCCUGAAGACAAGCCUUACCUUGGGCCUCAGAACAUGUCCAGCUUUGGGCGUCUACUGGAUCCUGCACUGCUAGUGGCACAUGAACAGGAAUUACAGGAGAAAGAAAUGUCCAAGUACAAACACGCAAGAGAGUUUUUCAAUCAGCAGGUGGAAAAUUUUGAAGAAAAAGAGCAGAAACAGCUUGGGAGCCAUCUCUUACAAGCUAACUUACAUGGCCAGACACAGAGAGAAGAGAAUGAAAUGGAACGGUCUUUGAGGAGAAGAAGAAAACAAAAACCAGCUGAAAAAGAAGAAACUGAAAAGGUUUCUUCAGAAUCAGGAGGGUCUCCCAAAGAGGAAAGUGAAAAGGCUUCUGAAAAAGAUGCUACAGACAACAUAGAGAAAUCCACAACAGAAGAGGAGGAUGAGGAGGCAGGAAUCCAUGAUGGUUAUGCUAUCCAGCCAGGCUCUUUUGAAAAUUACCUGGAAAUGAAUGAGAAAGAUUUUGAAGCUGAUACUAAUGCACGGGUGCAGUACAGAACGGCCAUGUUGAUGAGAGAACAACUCGCUAAAGAAAAGAGAGAGAAGAGGAAAAAGGUUGAUUUUGCUACCAUGACAAAGAACUAUGAGGAUGCUCAAAUAGGAACCGGAGCCUCUUUAGAAAUGGAGAGUGUGAGAACAGCUGAAGCAGCCACAUCAAUUACCAAAGACACUGGUGUGGAUCCUAUACAGGAGGCCAUUAUGGAGUACAACAGAAGUCGUCAGGGGCGGGCUCUCCCCCCAGACAUAUACCUGGGCCUUCGGUUCGCUGAUGCUAAUGGACAACCUCCAACUCCAAACCUCCAUCAAGGGGAAAGACCAAAAGGUAGAUCAUACAUCAAUGUGGUGGAUCUUGAUGCCUCAGCUGUGCUUCAUGACCUUGGAAAACUUCCUGAGAAAGAAGAACCUGCAGGGGAUGACCUUGGUCUGGCUCCUCAGUCUGUAACCAUGACAACGGCUCAGGGUCGUAACCUUGAAGAGCUGGAGGAAUCCAUGAGAGGUGCAUUGCGACCAGCUCAGCCAACCGUUGAGCGGCCAUUUAAACAGGAUUCCGUCACUGUUCGCAUGUUUGAAUCUCAUCUCCCACAUCACAAUAGAGUGUCUGUAGCGGUGAUGCCUAGGGACAGUGUGGAGGGUUCCAGGGGGGCAGUAAUAGAAAGACUCAGGGACAUGGGACGCCAGAUGUCCACCAUUGACCAGAUGGCAGCUAACAUAGAGCGUGACUUCCACAGCACAAGACUGAUGUUAAACACCUUGGAUACACUUGGAAGUGUGGAUGAAACCAGACCUCAACAGGAGAAGGAAUCUGUGCCAACUCCCAAAUCCUCCCGAAGAUCACCUGUAAGGACCCCCAAAUCCUCACGUAAAUCCCCAACUCCUAGGACAGGAAGGACCUCUGACAGGACGCAGCCAAUGACGUCCAGCGUAGAGGAAGAAAAAACAAUGACUGGUGAAAUAGUCAGGAUGUCAGGACUUAGUGGAAUAAGUGACAUAAUCGGAGAAAUGGUGGAGAAAGGUGACAUAGAUCUGGAGGAGGCAGGCUUCACUGAAAGGGAAGCUGUCAAACUUGCUGAAAAAAUUAAAAUGAGUGCCAGAACUGACCACACAGAGGAAGAAAGAGAAAGAAUUCGUCACAGUUUAGAAAUAUUAGAGAAGAUGUCCAAGGCCCCUGACAGCAAAGAGGAGGAAGAACGAAGACGGGAAGAGAAAGAACAGCUGAGGGCUUGGAUGGUGGAGAAACGACACCAGAGAUUGGAGGAGUACAAGAGGUAUCGCUCAGAACUCCGGGAGCAUGAGAAGAAGCCGUUCAAGCCAGACACCAGCUCAAAGUUCAAGGGAACUUUCAAGGUGCCUGAUAAAGAAAGGACAGGAAGGGAGGACAUGCAGAGGAGGAUGAAAGAGGCACAACAAUUACUGGGAGACAUCUUGACAGACAAGCCAGAACUUCCACCAGAACUACCUGCCAGGGAGAGAAGUCCCAGACGGAAGUCCUCCAAAUCACCACCGAGGGAAAGAACCCUGUUCAAGUCUACUCCAGUAAGGGACCCUAGCCCCCGAGUCAGCAGUAGGAGACCAGUGUACAGACAACCCAGUCCUAAGAGGCAUCAGACGGUGAGAAUCUCUACAGAAGUACAGGAGAGGGAGUUCGAUGACAUGUUAGAGGAUGAUGAGGAGAUCAUACAGAACCAGUUCCUGAAAACACCAGUGAGGAGGGUCGUCAAUCCAAAGACACCAAUGAGGAGGGCAGUCAGUCCUAAGACCCCAGGCAGACAGGUGCCUCGACUCAAACUUAUGGACUCUGACGAUUUCCUCCAGAAUACUGGCGAGACAACAGGUGAAAUCUCUGAGUAUGCCAGAGCUGUGGAGAGCAUGGAGAACAGCCAGGACAUCACAGUGCGGGACAGAGAACCAGCAAAACAAGAACCAGUCAAAGAGUACAAGCAGAAGUCAUUGAAGGACCUUGUGAGACUACAGAGACCAGAGGUUACCAGAAAGGCUCCACGCAUUCAAGUGUCCAAAGAACGAGCAUAUGAAGAAGAACCUGAUCAUUAUCAGAGAUCUGAGAGAGAGACCAAAGAAAGAGAGGCUGUAAGCAGGGAACCCACUGAGAGAGGAACUAGUCGAGACCAUCUUACAGUUCAAGAGCCCAAAAGAAAAGUGUCACCGAGAAGGGUGAAAACAUAUGCAGAGAGACUGAAGGACAUGCGAGAAAACCAACCCAAAUUUGGCACACCCAUUGUUCCCAGAGUUCAUGCACCUUCAACUAAGACAACAACCAUACAGAGGAAGCCUUCUGGUCCGGCCCAUAAACCAAAGACCUAUGUAGAACAACUACAGCAACUAAACCCUGGGAGCAGGAGAGGUCUGAGGUCUGCUGGGUCUAAAACAGUCCAGGGUCACACAUUCCUGAAAUCCCAUAAACCUCUUCACCAACCCAAAACCUACGUUCAGCAACUUAAAAAAAUACAAGCACCAUUCAAAGCUCCUCCACACCCUAAGCGAGUGUCAGCUGCCCGGGGCCAGAUGCGGCCUCGACCCUAUGCAGACCCAUACAGGGAGUCUCCUGACAGGGACUCGGUGCUCAGUGAUUGGUCCAUGGAUGAUGAUGUCAAGCGGCUUCUCUACGAUGAAGACGAAAACUCCACUAUGUAUGGAAGAACCUCCUACACAGGACUAUCAAUGGACUAUACUGCCUCGGAGGGAAUUUCAGAUUACUAUAAUGAUGUUAUGGAUGAUGACUAUCUAGGUUCUGUGGAUAUUGAUGAAAUUGCUCAAAUAGCGGAUGCUGCGUCAGUUAGAAGUGGGAGUGUCAUGAGUGUGAUUGACUGGGACGCUGUCGAUGACCUCAUAGCUGAUGUCAAAUAAAAUUUAGGUCAUAUAUUGAAACAGGAUUAAAAUUGCACCUGCUUCAUGAUAACAUUAAACAAUUUUAGGUAUAGAAAUUGAUUGAACUAGUUUUAGAAAUAUCAAUUGUUCAGAUGAGUAUACUGGAAAUUGUAAUAAGAAGUUGUAGAUGUACAUCAAAAUCUCAAAAUGUGAAUUUGAUUUCUUAUACGUAUUCAAGAGUUAUUUCUCUUUGUUUAAAUUUCGAGGUAAAGUCAAGUUUAUUUUUACUCCGUCCAGGAUAGUUACUGUUGUAUAUCUGUGAUAUUUCUUUACAAUCUGUUUAGUUAUUGUCACAUUUAGACAUGUAUUUAAUAAUAAAAUAACAAAUUACCAUGAUA